Molecule: messenger RNA, 1464 nt
Organism: Carcharodon carcharias (great white shark)
Lineage: Eukaryota; Metazoa; Chordata; Chondrichthyes; Lamniformes; Lamnidae
Exons: 11
Coding region: 1-1464 (487 amino acids)
Biological process (GO): skeletal muscle organ development
Cellular component (GO): cell-cell junction; intermediate filament; Z disc
Molecular function (GO): structural molecule activity
Source: RefSeq, a predicted model, not a curated record
AUGAGUCGCAGCCCAGAAAGGAUGUCCUCUUACCGCCGCCACUUUGAGGAUGGCAGCAGCAGUAGCGCCUCAUACCGCGUGCGGGUGUCUAGCCCGUCCCCGCCUCGCCGCCAAGCACGACAUCGCUCGGCCAGUUAUAGCCGCACCACUGGCCGGCUGGUAGCAGGAGGUGGCAUACAGGCGGGCAGGAGGACCUACUCAGCAGUUUAUGGACCUCGCAUUACUAGCAUGGGUACAAUCUACCUGGGAGCGGGGAUAGGACCGGCUUUGGAUCUGGACGCCGCGUCUGCAACAAAUCAGGAAUUCCUGAGCACUAGAACAAACGAGAGGAAAGAGAUGAUCACCCUCAACGACAGGUUGGCUGCCUACAUCGAGAAAGUGAGGAAUCUGGAACAGGACAACCGAAUUCUGGAGACAGAGGUUGAGGCUCUGAAGAGUCGCUGCCUGCAUCCACAAGGCUUGAGGGUUUUGUAUGAGGAACAGCUCAGGGAUCUGCGCCGGACAGCUGAUCAAAUGAAAGUGCAACGGGAUAUGGCAGUUGCUGCAAGGGAUGCUACAACUGGCCAACUGGAGACAAUGAAGAUCAAAUAUGAGGAAACUGUUGUGGCUCGGAAGAAGGCAGAAGAUGAAAUUGAAGCUUUCCGCCCAGAUGUAGAUGCUGCCACAGCAGCACGAAUGGACCUUGAAAAGCAGCUGCAGAAUCUUGAAGUUGAACUAGAAUUCCUCCAGAGAGUGCACAAAGAGGAAAUUGAGGAACUAAUGAAACAGAUCUAUAGUAUUACUGCCAGCGUUGAUGUGACAUACACUAUUCCAGACCUGGCUGCUGCACUCAGGGAUAUUCAACUUCAGUACGAAGACAUAUCAGCAAAGAAUCUGCAGGAAAUGGAUGAAUGGUAUAAAAGCAAAUUUGUUGAUCUGAAUCACACAUCUGCUAAACGCUUAGAAAAUAUGCGAAGCACAAGAGAACAACUUGCAGACUGUAAGCGGAAUCUUAAAAGCAGUCAAAUGGAACUGGAUGCGCUGAAGGCCCGUAGGGCAGUGCUGGAGGCUCAGAAUAAAGAAGCAGCAAAUAAAUAUAAAAAAGAGAUUGAAGAAUAUCAGAGCAAAAUUGAAAAUUUGCAACAACAACUGAAUACCAUCAAGGAAAAGAUAGCUCUGCAUUUACGCGAAUAUCAAGACCUGCUCAACAUUAAAAUGGCACUGGAGAUUGAAAUUAUUACCUACAGAAAGUUAAUUGAAGGUGAGGAUUCUCGCCUGACAACAGUAAUGGGUGGAUUCUGCAUGAUGGGACAAGGGAACCUCAGCACUGUUGAGAGCAUUCCCAAGGAACAGGCUGUGGAAAUGACCGAAAGGAAAACUGUACUUAUCAGAACAGUUAAAACAGAUGAAAACACUUUGCAAAAAGAUAUGCAAGAAAGAACCAUUACAAUCUCUGGUGCUGCAGAUGAUAGUGAUGAAGAAUAA